GAAGAAACAAAAACAAUAACCCAACACAUAGCCAAUUAUUCCAAAAUGACCGGCAAGAAGGAAUUGGUUUCAGAGAAUUUCAACAAGUCCAAAACGACUCCGAUUUCUCAUAGCCUGUUGAGCAGCGAGCGCUCCAAAAGUAUCCCCGCGUCCGGGAAUUCGUCGCGAUGCACGGGCUUUGGGAUUCAAGAGAUCCUGGGACUGAAUAAAGAGCCGCCGGCGCCGACCGGGCUGAUCCCGGAUUCACUGCCGCCCAGCGCUCAGCUUGUGUCGGCCCGGAGCGUACUGACCCCCGCCGGGAUGGGUCUGGUCGGGGCGGCCGGACUGCCGGCUUUUUACGGGCAGUCGGCCUUCUUGGACGUGUUGUCGGAGCACCAGGGAGUCCACGCCGCCCUCCCGGUACACCUGCAGCCCCUGCGCCGAGGAGCCAUCCACCUGAACGCCAGUCACGAAAUGAGCUCAGAUUCCGAAGACAUUUCAUCGAGCGACAGGAAGAUCUCCAAAUCCAAUCUGAGCCAGGCGAAAAAGCGGAAGAAAAGGCGUCACAGGACCAUCUUCACCUCUUACCAGUUGGAGGAGCUGGAAAAGGCAUUCAACGAAGCUCACUACCCUGAUGUCUAUGCCCGGGAAAUGCUGGCCAUGAAAACAGAACUGCCAGAGGAUAGAAUUCAGGUAUGGUUCCAGAACCGCCGGGCCAAGUGGAGGAAGCGUGAGAAGUGCUGGGGCCGCAGCAGUGUGAUGGCAGAGUACGGGCUGUACGGAGCCAUGGUGCGCCACUCCAUCCCUCUGCCCGAGUCUAUCCUCAAGUCGGCCAAGGAUGGCAUCAUGGAAUCCUGCGCUCCUUGGCUUCUCGUUCAAGAUGGCUUACCAAUGACCAGGCGAUUUUCUAAAACCGAGUACCAACAAUUCUUUCUAGGAAUGCACAAAAAGUCCCUGGAGGCAUCUGAAGUGGUGAGGAAAGUGGAGACAGAACACGGCAAUCAGGCCGGCCCAGAGGACGAGCAGCGGGAAGACAAGAGCAACGAUUCCAAGGGAGCCAUUUCUAAGGAGGAGCUGAGGGAGAGCAGCAUAGCUACCCUCAGGGCAAAAGCACAGGAGCACAGUGCGAAAGUGUUAGGGACAGUUUGCGGUGACACGGAAGCCAAGAUGGCGCAGGAGGAGAAGCCCGCAGAGACGAAGAGCGAGCAGUCAAAAGCAACGCAAGACGAGAUCGCCACUGAAAAGUUCUAAACUUUAUAUACAGACUAUUAGCUCUUUAUAUAUCUCUGCAGUCUUUUAUGAUGCUGUGCCCCUCCCAAAGACUGUUUGAUGGUGGCAAAAGCGACUCAAGAUUGCUUUUGGUUUAAAGUGCAGGUUUUCCUCUGUUUUAUUUUUUCCUGAGGUUAUUCUUGGCAGACGUGUCUUUCUUAAACAAUUUGUUGUCUGUUGACUUGUAAUCUAUAAUGGCUCUUUGGGUGUCACACCAACAUGAAACCUUGGUGGCUUUUGGUAGGUUUAAUUUUCCAUUUAUCUCCAUGUGUUUUCAAAAUUCCCCCCUGGUUUUCAGCAUUCUUGCCACCUCCUUGUGUGAUCAAUGACCAUAUGGUAGAACAAUCUCACACAGAGGGCACCUUAUGAAGAAAAUAUAAACACAAUAGGCCCAUUCAGCCCAGUGCACUCAUCAAUGUCCUUGAGUUGGUCCAACUCCCUAUGUUUCUAUAUAUCCUUAUCUGCUACACAAAGACCAGUUUGCCCCAUGGAGUCUAUGCUGGCUCAUUACUGCAAACCCUUCCCCAUCUCCAGCCCCCACCCCCUGCUAAUUUUCCUUUAAACUUGUUAUUUUGCAAAUCUGACCAAGUUUUUUCUCAGUGUUCCUCCUGCCAUUGUGCAAAUUAACAUUCAAUUCAAGAAUGGCCAACCUUGUUAUCAGGCUGAGUGUCUUCACGUGUUCUAGUUCUGCAGGAACUUGUAUAACAGUGGCCAUCUUGGAUUUGACCCAGUGGGCCACCGUUGCCCUGGUAACAGUAGCAGAUGGAAUAGUUAGGCCCAACGCAGUGCAAUGCAGACAGUGCGGGGGCCAGCUUCGAGGCCCAAGAGAUUCUAAUCUCUCUAACAGACACUGGGCCUGCACUCUCUGGAGUUUAGAAGGAUGAGGGGGACCUCAUUGAAACUUACCGAACAGUGAAAAGC
Messenger RNA from Amblyraja radiata (thorny skate), 2169 nucleotides. It is a transcript of the gene vsx2, whose product is annotated as visual system homeobox 2. Gene Ontology annotation, molecular function: DNA-binding transcription factor activity, RNA polymerase II-specific; sequence-specific double-stranded DNA binding. Gene Ontology annotation, biological process: regulation of transcription by RNA polymerase II. The coding region runs from base 46 to 1230 and encodes 394 amino acids. NCBI's taxonomy places the organism in Eukaryota, Metazoa, Chordata, Chondrichthyes, Rajiformes, Rajidae. The record is from RefSeq and is a predicted model, not a curated record. Gene Ontology annotation, cellular component: nucleus. The transcript has 5 exons.